Molecule: messenger RNA, 1368 nt
Organism: Ilyonectria robusta
Lineage: Eukaryota; Fungi; Ascomycota; Sordariomycetes; Hypocreales; Nectriaceae
Product: putative aminotransferase
Exons: 1
Coding region: 1-1368 (455 amino acids)
Biological process (GO): biosynthetic process
Molecular function (GO): pyridoxal phosphate binding; L-2-aminoadipate:2-oxoglutarate transaminase activity
Source: RefSeq, a predicted model, not a curated record
AUGCCUGAGCAGAUUAAUCUUCAAUUAGGCUGGCCAUCACCCUCCCUCUUCCCUGCGUUAGAAUUAUUGACCUCCGCGUCGGAAGUCUUACAGUCUCCGAAAAAGACGUCCGCAGCGCUCAUUUAUGGACCCGACGCUGGGUAUCAACCCCUGCGACAAGCAAUCGCGAGCUGGUUGACCUCCAUUUACUUGCCAAAGGGAUGCAUCUCGUAUGACCGAAUCUGCAUCUCCAAUGGCGCGUCGGCAAACCUUGGGAAUAUUCUUGCAAAAUUCACCGAACCAGGAUACACCAAGAGGAUCUGGAUGAUUGAACCGAGCUAUUUCUUGGCCUGUCCAAUCUUUACAGACGCUGGCUUCGAGGGCCGAUUGCGUGGUGUCCCAGAAGAUGACGAGGGGCUAGACGUUGAGUUCCUCCGCUCAAACUUACAACGCGUCGAUGCGGAAGAGCACCAAGAAGCACCCAAGCUCAAGACUGGACCAAGAUAUGGACAUCUGUAUAAGCAUGUCAUCUACGCUGUUCCCACCUUUGCCAACCCGAGCGGCAAGACCAUGUCGCUCCGACGGCGGCGUGAACUUGUGAAGCUGGCUCGCGAAUUCGAUGCGCUGGUGGUUACAGACGAUGUUUAUGACGUCUUGCGGUGGUCCGAGAAGGAAGAUGCUCCUCUUUCCGAACUCGAGUCCGUGCCGCCGAGAAUUGUCGAUCUAGACAGGACUCUUGAUGGCGGACCACAGCAUGAGUGGGGGAACGCAGUGAGCAACGGAUCCUUCUCCAAGAUUAUCGCGCCUGGUGUGAGGACUGGCUGGGCUGAAGCGACGCCUGCAUUCACUCUUGCAUUAUCUCAAGUCGGUGCGACUCGCUCCGGCGGCUGCCCUUCGCACCUCGCAGCGACCCUUGUGUAUGAGAUGAUCGCGACUGGCUCGCUCGAGAAACACAUCGUGAAUAAUCUCAUUCCGACGUAUCGCUCAAGAUACUACGCCAUGUUUAGAGCCAUCAAGGAACACCUGAUUCCUCUCGGUUUCUGCGUUUCCACAGGGAAGCCCUACGAGGCGUGUCCCACCUCUAACGGCGAAAGAAAUGGUCAUUCCAAAAUGAAUGUGGUAGCUGGUGGCUACUUCACCUACAUUACCGUCCCACAGGAUCUAUCGGUCAGUGUGGGAGAGUUGGCUGCCCUGGCUUUGGAAAGGUAUGACUUGAAGUUUGCGUAUGGUGGCAUGAUGACGGUGGAAGGCGACAAGGAGAGUGCCGAGAGGGCGUCCCGAGGGUUUGGUAAUGGCAUUAGGCUGUGCUGGGCGUGGCACAAUGAAGAGGAGAUUGUAGAGGGCAUUCAGAGGCUUGCCCAAUUGACUAGAGAGGUAAAGGCAACUUGA